AUGGGAAGGCAUACAGUUUUUGAUCUACAGCAGAAACCUGGCAAUGCAGACACCGUAUCACGGUAUGUCCAUCAACAGUACUGCGAGAUCCAUACAGAGGAAAAGUUGCUUUACUAUUGUUCCGGAAAGAAUUGUGCAUCUCCGAUAUGCAAUAGUUGUUAUGUCUUAAACCACAGCGACAAAAAAGAGCAUACAGUUAAAGGAAUUACUGAUGUGUAUGGCACAGAAAAGGCUCAACUAUUGGAGCUAUCCAGAUCUUUACAAAACAAGGUCGACGAAGCAACCCUUAUUGCUCAGAAUGUGAACGGAACAAUACGAAAGCUUAUACAUAAUGAGAAGAAGUCGGAAGAGGAGCUUAAUGUAGCCUUCAACAUAUGUGCGGAGCUGCUGGAGAGACGAAGACAAGACCAGCGAGGAUUGAUCAAAGAAAAGUCAGAACAGAAACGAAAGGUACUUACAGAGCAGGCUGAAUCUCUUUCCUCUUACAUCGACUGUAUGCGGACCGACUGUAAAUUCCUUGAGCAGUCAUUAAGUUCUGAAAACCCUGCUGGAUUCCUCAUUAUAGCACCAACCAUUCGAAACAAGUUUCAUGUCAUGCUAAACCAGGAAACGGAGCACAUACCUUUCCAAACAGCACACAUGGAAUACAUCAAACAAAAUAUGGCCACCAUUUUUUCAAGCUUCGUGCAAACCUUAGGCAGUGUUGCAACUAGUUCACUCUUCCCCCCAAACACCAUAGUCAACGUGCAUGAUGCUGAUCCAGAAGUAAACAAGAGAAACGAUAUCCAUGUCCAGCUGUUUGAUCACGACAAGAAUCUCUUGGUUGAUGACAACGUUGACAUAUUGGUCAGGAUCAAACCACCAAAUGGAAACGCCUUAGAUACACAUUGUGUAAAACGGUAUGGAGGUCAGUGUAGAGCAGCGUGGACACCUACAACCGAAGGUCAGCACUUGAUACAGGGGUUUGCUUUUGAGGGCAAAGUGGAACUACCAGUAAUAAACAUAGAUGUCGAAAAGGCACGACCGGUUAAAAAAGAAGCUUCAGCUGAGGGAAGACCAGAACAGAAAGACACCGGGAGGUAA
Mizuhopecten yessoensis (Yesso scallop) is the source of this 1083-nucleotide messenger RNA. RefSeq lists its product as uncharacterized. Bases 1 to 1083 code for a protein of 360 amino acids. The transcript has 2 exons. NCBI's taxonomy places the organism in Eukaryota, Metazoa, Mollusca, Bivalvia, Pectinida, Pectinidae. Gene Ontology annotation, molecular function: zinc ion binding. The record is from RefSeq and is a predicted model, not a curated record.